AUGGAGCGCUUCUUGGGCUUUGUCAAGCAGAUAAGAAGAUCGAGAAGAAGAAAAGGCAAAAAGUACCGGCCAGAGGAGGAUUACCACGAGGGCUAUGAGGAUGUCUACUAUUAUGCCUCAGAACAUUUUCGAAAUGAGAGUCCUUACACAAAAUCUGCAAACCAGGCAAAGGCACCUGAUGGAGCACUGUCUGUGAGGAGACAGAGUAUUCCAGAGGAAUUCAAGGGCUCAACAAUAGUUGAAUUAAUGAAAAAAGAAGGCACCACCCUAGGGCUCACAGUAUCGGGUGGUAUCGACAAGGAUGGGAAACCAAGAGUAUCUAACCUUCGUCAAGGAGGAAUUGCUGCUAGGAGUGACCAGCUGGAUGUAGGGGACUACAUCAAAUCUGUGAAUGGAAUCAACCUGACCAAAUUUCGCCAUGAUGAGAUCAUCAGCCUGCUCAAGAAUGUUGGUGAAAGGGUUGUGUUAGAGGUGGAAUAUGAGCUGCCUCCAGUCUCUGUACAAGGAUCAGGUCUCAUCUUUAGAACUGUGGAAGUUACUUUACAUAAAGAAGGGAACACUUUUGGAUUUGUAAUAAGAGGUGGAGCACACGAUGACAGAAAUAAAUCUCGUCCUGUAGUAAUAACAUGUGUCAGACCUGGAGGGCCUGCUGACAGAGAGGGCACAAUCAAACCUGGGGACAGGCUGCUGAGUGUUGAUGGGAUCCGACUGUUGGGAACAACCCAUGCUGAAGCCAUGAGUAUUCUGAAGCAGUGCGGGCAGGAGGCGACUCUGCUGGUGGAAUACGAUGUCUCAGUGAUGGAUUCAGUAGCAACAGCUUCUGGGCCACUGCUAGUUGAAGUUGCCAAAACUCCUGGUGCUGCUCUUGGGGUUGCACUAACUACCUCGAUGUGCUGCAACAAACAGGUCAUUGUCAUAGACAAAAUCAAAUCUGCAAGUAUUGCAGACAGAUGUGGUGCAUUACAUGUAGGAGACCAUAUUCUGUCCAUUGAUGGCACCAGCAUGGAGUACUGUACACUGGCGGAAGCAACGCAGUUUUUGGCUAAUGCAGCUGAUAAUGUCAAACUGGAGAUCCUUCCCCACCACCAGACUCGGCUAGCACUGAAAGGCCCAGAGCACGCAGCUCUGGUGUCUUCAUCCUUCUCUCCUACCUCCAUGAGUGCAUACAGCCUGAGUUCCCUGAACAUGGGGACCUUACCUCGCAGCCUCUACUCCACCAGCCCACGUGGGACAAUGAUGAGGCGGAGGAUGAAAAAGAAGGACUUCAAAAGCUCCUUGUCUUUAGCCUCUAGCACUGUUGGUUUGGCUGGGCAGGUCGUCCACACAGAAACCACAGAAGUAGUGCUGACAGCUGACCCCAUAGUGGGGUUUGGGAUACAGCUCCAGGGCAGCGUGUUCGCUACCGAGACCUUGUCCUCUCCUCCCCUCAUUUCCUACAUUGAGUCUGACAGUCCUGCAGAAAGGUGUGGGGUGCUGCAAAUAGGAGACAGAAUAGUGUCAAUAAAUGGUAUCCCAACAGAAGACAGCACAUUUGAUGAGGCCAAUCAACUGCUCAGAGACUCUUCUAUCACCAACAAGGUCACUUUGGAAAUAGAAUUUGAUGUUGCAGAAUCAGUUAUACCAAGCAGUGGAACAUUUCAUGUGAAACUACCAAAGAAGCAUAAUGUGGAACUUGGCAUCACUAUAAGUUCUCCAUCAAGUAGAAAACCAGGGGACCCUCUGGUUAUUUCUGAUAUCAAGAAAGGAAGUGUUGCUCACAGAACUGGGACACUUGAACUGGGUGAUAAGUUGCUGGCAAUAGAUAAUAUUCGACUUGACAACUGCUCAAUGGAAGAUGCUGUCCAGAUCCUUCAGCACUGUGAGGACCUUGUAAAGUUAAAGAUCCGCAAAGACGAAGAUAAUUCCGAUGAACAGGAGAGCUCUGGAGCAAUUAUUUAUACUGUUGAGCUCAAGCGCUAUGGUGGGCCUCUUGGAAUUACAAUCUCUGGUACUGAAGAGCCCUUUGAUCCCAUAAUCAUUUCCAGCCUUACAAAAGGAGGAUUAGCUGAAAGGACUGGGGCAAUUCACAUAGGAGACAGAAUCCUAGCAAUAAAUAGUAGCAGUCUGAAAGGAAAACCUUUGAGUGAAGCCAUUCAUUUGUUACAGAUGGCAGGAGAAACUGUCACCUUGAAAAUCAAGAAGCAAACAGAUGCUACCAGUCCCAAGAAAUUUUCUGUGCCUGUGGGUCACGUGAGUGAGCUGAGCGAUGCUGAAGAUGAAAGCUCUGCUGCACAGAAAUCUGGCAAGCUCUCAGACAUCUAUUCCACUGCAGUCCCAAGUGUCGACAGCGCAGUGGAGUCAUGGGAUGGCUCUGGUAUUGAUACCAGCUUUGGAAAUCAAGGACACACCUAUCAGGCUUCAGGAUACAACUUCAAUGCCUAUGAAUGGAGGAGUCCCAAGCAGGGCAGUUUGUCCCCUCCAGGCAAGCCACGGAACCACCCGUUCCAUGAUCCAGGGCUGAGUGACGACGAAUGGGAUCGACCUGCAGCAAGCACCACAGCUUCCAAGAAUAUGUGGCAACAGAAGGAGACUGAGACAUUGGGAGAGAAUCAAGAAAACCAUUUAAAGCAAACAUCUGUGGAAAGAUCAGCUGGAGAGAGCAUCAGGAGCAUGAAGAAAGAGGGAAAGAUGUGGAAAGGUGCCUCUGGAGGGCAAAGGAAAGGUGGGGGACAGCUGGAAGAGUGGAAUACUUCCAGCUUCACAGGUACCCAUGAUAACACCGAGGCUGACCAGGAGGAAAAUUUCUGGUCUCAGGCUCUGGAGGAUUUAGAGACCUGUGGCCAGUCAGGAAUUCUGAGGGAACUAGAGGCCACAAUCAUGUCAGGAAGUACAAUGAGUUUGAAUCAUGAGAACCCACAACCUCGUAACCAGCUGGGAAGACAAGCCAGCUUCCAGGAAAGAAGUUCUGUAAGGCCACAUUACAGUCAAGCUACUCGUAGCAACACAUUGCCAUCAGAUGUGGGGAGAAAGUCCAUGGUUCUGAGAAAAUUUAAGCAAGAGAUGAAAGAAAUCAUGUCACCAACUCCUGUGGAGUUACACAAGGUAACUUUGUACAAGGACUCUGAUGGAGAAGACUUUGGGUUCAGUGUCUCAGAUGGUUUAUUGGAAAAAGGAGUGUAUGUUAAAAACAUUCGACCAGCUGGCCCUGGUGAUCUGGGAGGUUUAAAACCAUAUGACAGACUGUUACAGGUAAACCACGUUCGCACCAGAGACUUUGACUGCUGUUUGGUUGUGCCCCUCAUCGCAGAAUCUGGCAAUAAGCUGGAACUGGUCAUUAGCAGAAACCCCCUGGCAUCUCAGAAAGGAAGCUCAGAACACACUUCAGGGAGUGGGGAGUGGAGCGACCCGAAUGCUGCCUUCCUGCAGCAGAGCGGACACACCAGUGUUAGCACGGAGACACGGGAUCCUACAAAUACCUUAUAGCAGAAACCACUGGAGCAGGACAUUCGGUAACAAAAGACAAUUAUGGUGCUAAAUCCACUCAAGAUUUCUCUGAGACUGAGGCUCAGAUGCUGUACAGCACUGAAAAGCACAGGAGGUCGGUUGGUCUGUCUCAAGGCUUCUAUUAAUUCACUGUUACUUUAGAAAUAGUUUCAUUCUUCAUUAAGUCAAGUCAUUUUCCAUUCUAAGCAAUCUAGGAUUAGUAACAGUGGAAAAAAAAUAAACACAUAAGGGCCUUUUUUUCCCCCAAAUAAGAAACUGGGGAGAUGUUUUAAACAUGAUCUAAAUGUUCUUCUCCCUCCAGCAACAGCAGCUGUUUGAGGGAAAACCAUGGAGUUAACCUCUGCUAACAAACAGUAGUGUCCAGGCUACCCUGUUUUCAGAAAUCCUUUUCUGAGGAAGGUGCUGCUGUCUGAUGGACAAGGCAGAGUGGUUUACUGCACUGGGUUUUCCUGGGAAAUGGCUACAUCUCUGAUUUUGGAAACCUUUAUUCGCUGGCGAGAAGGGUGCACUUAUUAGACAAAGCAGGGUUACAACAAAAUGCUUGCAGGAAGCUGCAGCUUGCAUUGAACAUUGCUCCCCACUUCAGCAAACUUCGUUAGAACAUAUGUUAUUCCCUAUGCAAUGAAAUAUUUAAUGGUAUGUCUUGCAACCUGUGGGGAUUUUUAAGCAGAGAUUUUUUAGUGGGAUAAAACUUCUGACGAGGGAUUACGGAAAAGAAUGAAACUGAAAUGAGUUCAGACAAAUUAGAAAGGUUUUUUUAAAAGAAAAUGGCUUUUUUUAAAAUUAUGUCAGUGGAGAUUGAUACAAAAGCUCUUUAAUGAUCCAUAAACCUGUAAACUUGUACUGUCACACAUGAGCUUUUUAAGUCAAUCAGUUUCUUGAAGGAAGAAAGGUCCUAUUUAAUAUGCUUUGUUUUCAGCCUUCUUUAUGAUAAACAUUACCCCCUGCAACACAUUUUUAGAAUAUAAAAUUGUAAAUAUGUUUUACAAACACAUCACACAAAUUGCCUCCUCUCCCCUCUUCCCCCAAGCAAUAAAAUACUGCCAGUUGCUUUAUAUGCCCACCAGCAGCUGCAUUGGUUUAUUCUGGUAUUCAAGUUGUUAUUGGUAAUUAUUGUUAUUGGUGAAUAUAAAGAUACUGGAUUUGUAUAUUUGUAGAGUUUCCAUAUCUAAGCAAUCACCUUACAGAGUUGUUUCUGGUCAAUUUAAACUGUUUAAUGUAUCCCUGUUGCUGUUUCCAAUACAUAAACAAGCUCACCUGCCCUGCACACACACAAGUAUUUCUGAUUUCUAUUUCAGCACUGCCAGAAAAGGUCAGAAUGACAUUAUAGGCUGAAUCAUGUAAAAAAGAAAAAAACCAACAAAACAAAAAACUCCAAGGUUCAUGAGUCACAUAAAUAUGUAUUUUUAUUUGUAACAAAUAAGUAUUAAACUGUAAAGUAUUUUUGUACAAAUUUAAUACUUUAAUAGCAUGAUAUUUAUCGUCUAUGUUAUGUUUUUUGAAAUUCAAACUGUUGCAAAUAUUUGUAUGGAAAAACUGUAUAAAUUGAAAUAAACAGUGAUUUGAAGACAUUAAAAA
Messenger RNA from Onychostruthus taczanowskii (white-rumped snowfinch), 5061 nucleotides. It is a transcript of the gene GRIP1, whose product is annotated as glutamate receptor interacting protein 1. Gene Ontology annotation, molecular function: nuclear glucocorticoid receptor binding. Lineage: Eukaryota; Metazoa; Chordata; Aves; Passeriformes; Passeridae. The record is from RefSeq and is a predicted model, not a curated record. Bases 1 to 3462 code for a protein of 1153 amino acids. The transcript has 24 exons. Gene Ontology annotation, biological process: neurotransmitter receptor transport, endosome to postsynaptic membrane.